AUGGCGGCAAGCCCAUUACAACUGGCAGCCUCAAAGGCAGGCUUGCCAGAAAGCCAACUGGAAGCAUCGUCAAGCAAAGCCAAACUUGACUAUGUGGUCGCCGGUGUUGCAAAUUUGCGACGAAGCUUAGAACGCCAACUUGAUCAUCCCCGCGGUGAACGUUUGGACCUGUUGCUGGAGGAGGCGAAGAAGCUUUCUGCCGAUUUGCAGCCGUUUGUGUCCUUGUCCAACGAGUUCAAAUCAAAAUGGGAUUCGCAGAAGGCUGCGAUCCUGUCUCAAAAGAAGACUGAAAUCGAUGCGCAUCUUCAGCGAGAAGACGACAUUGCGCAAGCCGAAUUCGCAAAGACAGCAGAAGUGGAGCUGCGCGCCCUCGCCACGGCUGAGGAGCAGCGUGGUGGCACGGCCCGUUCGCAGGAACUCGAGGCGAUCCUUCGUCAAGCCGUGGAGACUUGGCGGGCGGAGGUUCACGGCGCCAGCCUCGUGAACAAGACAGAUGUAGAGAAGGCUGUUCGCACGUGCUUGGCACGUGUCGUUGCCUGGACGUCGACGCAGGAACAACGCAUGGUGGCCACUUGGAAGGAGACCGCUCGGCAGCUGGUGUUGGAAGUCCACAAAGUGGAUGCGAACAGCUUCCAAGCACUGGAAGAUACGUUGUCCGCACGCAGGGCCAUCGUGCAUGAUCUUCUGACACGCCAGCGGCGCGAACUGACAAAUGCAUACCGACAAAUGCAGGAUAACCUAACCCACAAGACACGGGAGAUGCUGCAGUCAGACCGUGAAGUUCAGCGGAAGAGGGACAGCAAGGCAGACCGCAGGCUCAUACUAAAGGAAGCCCAACAAGCAGCCAGAAGUAGAGCGGAGGUUGCCAAGGCAGAGUCUCUCAAGGCCUUGGAUGCCCACACACAGCUAUGCUGCUCAAAAGUGGAUCGCUGGGCUUCUCUGUUCCUGUUGAAGAAGUCGCUCCUUCAGGAAGUAAUUGGGGAAAUUGGUCCUAUGCUGGCCGCAAACCUCGAUGACGAGCUGCGAACUACAGUGGCUCAGAUUCGGCAGCGGCAGAACCAAAGAGUCGGCGAUGCCGAAGACCCACCUCAGCGAGGAGUGGCCUCAGAAGAUCAGUUGGAAGACGGAGAACGGCCAACUGAUGCAGCCAGCCCUGAAGAAAGUGCGGAGCUGGAAGCUAUGCGACGCAGUCGAAUGACCCACGAGCUGAAAGACCUGAAGGAUGAAGUUGAGGCGAUGCUUGCGGCUUCGAGGGAUCGGAAGUCCUGGAAAAAGGACAUAGACGACGCUGCGGCGAAGGGCUUGAGCCUACUCCAAGAUGCCAAAGCUGCUUUGGAGGUUCAGUCGCAGAUUUUUCAAAAGGCAGAUGGAAGCCAAGCCGAUGACAGGUGGUUGAAGGAAACAGUAACCGGACUGUCAAAUUGCACUCAAAGCUUCCACGCAGAUCUCGUCCCAAAGUUCGAAGAUGUAUCCAACCUCAAGUUGAUGUGCAUCAAGAAGCGCCACGACUAUCUGGGCCAACCUGUCCAGAAGCUGGAGCAGAGCUUGCUCGAUGCAGAGCGCGAGAUCUUGAAGUCGAUCACGAGGCUCAGCAUCGUGCAGCGGCUGUGGCAGCUGGCGAAAACGGGUCCUGAGGAGCAGAAGAGCUUUUUCACUCGACUCCUAGCUGUCCUGGACCGCUCACCCCUCGCAGCAGAUGUGCUUGUGAAAGGAGAAAGUUUCCGAAAGCGCGGUGGGGAGGGGAGGUCGAGCGGAGGUGGCCCAACGACCCUUAACUUCUCGACGUCUUCGUCUUCGAAGGUGCAGGCCCGUCCUAAGGCUUCUGCAGCGAGAGACCGUGGGAGCACAGCCUCUCAGGUAUCGUCCCGGAACUCGCCACGUGGCCAAGGCCCGGGCUCGCGACGCACAUCGAGUACCACGAGUGCCUGUGUGUCUCCACGGAGAGAGGCGAAAGAAGCACCAAAGCCGUGCUCACCGGCUUGGCCUGCAGAUAUCUUUGCUCGAGAAGAGGCAAAUCCCUGUGCACAUAGCCCUCGGGGCGAUGGCAGAGGCAGAGAUGCCUGGAAUCGCGCAGAAUCUCCCCAUGACUGCAUUGCAUCCGCACGCAGCAGAUCUCCAGAGAUGGAUGGUGUCAUGCGCAGAUCUGGCGCAGGCAGAUCUUCGGGUGGCGGACCAUCGUCGAUUUGCCUUGGAGACACGCCGUCGAAAGCGCCUGCUCUGCGCAUUCCGCAGAGGGCUUUCUCCGAUGGGCCCGGUCUGCAACCUCGAGAGUCUCGCGAGUUUCGGGAGCGAGAGCCAGGCAAGGAGAAGGAGCGCAGUUGGCGCCGGCAAAGCGACCUGAGCGUGAAAAGCCUUUCGACCUACUGCCCAGAGGACACGCCAUGUGUGGCAGUGAGUGCAACCGAUGCGGGGGAGGAUCGGGGCUUGGCAUACGACGAUCUCUUUUCCGAGAACAGGCUGAUGAUGCUGAUCCUUGAUCGAUUCAUUCAAUGCACAGUUCUGAGCGGAGCCAGCUUGGAGCAAUGGCUUGUGGAUACAGCUUGGACCAUCAAACGAUGGGUUCCGCUGGGGCUCAUCGCGCUUUCGGCUCUGGGCUUCUCGAUCCAAGCUCUCUUAGUCAGGGAGCUGACCCUUGUGGGUCUGGAGACCUUCCAGAUCGUUGAGGUGAGAGGCUGCUGUCAGGCUCUUGGAUGUUGCCUGGUUCUGUUGCUGAAGGCCCGUCCAAUAUCUACCUGGUUAGGUGUUUCAGCACAGGAAAAGAAGGCAUUGCUGGCAAGAGCCGUGGUGGGUUAUGGUGGUGUGGCCUUCGGCUUCCUGGCGAUUUCACUUCUACCGCUAGCAGAUUCGCAGAUCGUGUCGCAAACGGCGCCCAUCUUCGCAGCGGCAUUCGCUCGAGUCUUCCUUGGAGAAGCAUGGCAUGUCUCUGAAUUUUUCAGCGCAGUGACUGGUAUCAUAGGGGUCGUUUUCAUUUCGAAGCCAGAACCAUUGUUUGGUCGUGGGGCUCACGGCGAUGAGCAGCAUGGCCGACUGUUUGGCCUUCUGUUUGGUCUUCUGAGCGCUCUUUGUGGUGGAGGUGCUUAUGUCAUCAUCCGAUUCUUGGGUACUGUGAAGGUGGAUUGGACUGUUGUGCUGUUGGUGCAAGCCUUGGGGCAGAUGACAUUCUCGCCUGUUUGUCUUGUCGCAGCAGGGCAGCAUGUCAGGAUGGUCAGCAUGAAGCAGCUGCUGUUGGUACUCGUAAUUGGAGCGGUGGGCUUCAGCUCGCAAUGCGCCAUGACCAUCGGAAUGCAAAAGGAGAAAUCAGCUACCGCUUCUUUGGUGCGGCAGAGUCUCUGCCCGGUCUUCGCGCUCGUGUGGCAGGGCCUUUUCUUUCCAGAGGAGAGGCUGUCGUGGACAAGCUUCGCAGGCUUCUCCACCAUUCUGCUGGGCUUGACAGUCACGGUGGUCUUCAAGGCAAUGAGGGAAAGCUCCUCUCAGACCAAGACCGCCGUGUAUGCCAAAGUGGCCGAGUCAGAGAACCAGGAGGAUGGUACGCCCUCGAAGCUGCAUGGCGGUUGCUUGCCAUCGAUGGCACCUGAUGCUGGAAGUGACAUCUACGGAAAGAGGAGCUUCUUUGAUGAGGCGCCUGGUGUGUCUCGCGAGAAUGAGAUGAUCGAGCUCCUGCAGAAGGAAGGCUUCAGCCGAAGGCAGGCCGAGCUCGCACUGGAGGAGGUGGGCUGGUCCAGCCCGAAGGCUGCCUUGGACAUUCUCUUGGACUGCAAGUACGGGGACACGUCCCUGCAGCACACGAGCGACCAUGCUGCCGAGCCCUCUCCGGACGAGACGGGAUGA
Molecule: messenger RNA, 3828 nt
Organism: Symbiodinium sp. CCMP2456
Lineage: Eukaryota; Dinophyceae; Suessiales; Symbiodiniaceae
Source: the annotation of a GenBank genome assembly